AUGCAGGUGCUGCUGAGACUCCAGGAAGACGGCUUUCUGCUGAUGUCUGGACCUCUAGUGUGGGGCUGGCCUAGAGACUUGGACCUGAACCCUGACCUCCUGCCUCCAUGUUCAGAGGCUCCCAAAGCUCUGAGCGUCCCACGAAAGGAGGAUUCUCCGGCUUUGCGAAGGCCGCUUUGGGCUCAGAACAACUCUGCGCGGAGCCCUAAUGAGGCGGAGGAGCACGGACAUCCGGCCCCGCCGUCCCGCAGGCGCCAGAGCCGCGGGCGGAAGUGGCCUCUGCCUCUUGGAGACGAAGCCAGGCCGUGUCCUCUCUCCAGCAUGACCACUGCUGUCCCCGUGUUCACCGUUCUCUUCUUUAUGAGCCACGUUCCACCAGGCAGCGCCAGUUUCAGGGAGGUCUGUGAGCGUCCAAAUGGGUCCUGCCAGGAAUUCUGCCUCGACUCAGAAAUCCAUUCUGGGCGAUGUCUGGAUGGCCGCCCAUGCUGCUUGCCCUUGGUGAACAUCCCUGAAGUCGACCCCACCACACCCAGGGUGCGCUGA
Rangifer tarandus platyrhynchus (Svalbard reindeer) is the source of this 543-nucleotide messenger RNA. The record is from the annotation of a GenBank genome assembly. Lineage: Eukaryota; Metazoa; Chordata; Mammalia; Artiodactyla; Cervidae.